CGUUUUUCACCGAACGCAUGUCAAAAGCGUGCGUUUACAGCGUAGAGUCCAACCUGCGUUCGUUCGCUUCCGACAAGCUGACGGUCUCUUUUCCGUCAUUGGUCUCGAAGAAGACACACUUGAUCGAAAUGGCGUCCCACAAAACGUUCCGCAUCAAGCAAAAGCUUGCCAAGAAGCUGAAGCAAAACAGACCCAUUCCGCAAUGGAUUCGUAUGCGCACGGGUAACACCAUCCGGUACAACGCCAAGCGCCGUCACUGGAGACGCACCAAGCUGAAGCUGUAAGCGGCUCGCAUCUCGUAUUGUUUACCAUCGAGUUCUGCGCGCGACCGUUGUGAAGGUGAAACGGCAAUACCGUUUCAACCUCUGUAACCGCGCGAGAGUUUGGUGCAUUUUCAAUAUUAAUUCAUUUGGUGGAUGUUCCGCGUAAUAAUGAAUAAAUAAUUCAUACCAAGCAAAACACCUCCAACAAAAA
This is a messenger RNA of Anopheles funestus (African malaria mosquito), 474 nucleotides long. It is a transcript of the gene RpL39, whose product is annotated as 60S ribosomal protein L39. Gene Ontology annotation, molecular function: structural constituent of ribosome. The transcript has 3 exons. NCBI's taxonomy places the organism in Eukaryota, Metazoa, Arthropoda, Insecta, Diptera, Culicidae. Gene Ontology annotation, biological process: translation. Gene Ontology annotation, cellular component: ribosome; cytosolic large ribosomal subunit. The record is from RefSeq and is a predicted model, not a curated record. Bases 18 to 284 code for a protein of 88 amino acids.